AUGGCGCUGCAAUUCGCUAUAACGCUGGGUUUCCUAGCCACUGGUGCAUCUGCCUCCGGGCACCUGUUUCCAGACUGCGUUAACGGUCCACUGGCGAGCAACACUGUCUGUGACACCACAGCGUCCAUUGUAGACCGUGCCAAAGCCCUUGUCGCCGCCUUCACCACGGAGGAGAAGUUCCAAUUGGUAGGCAGCACCUCACCUGGCGUUCCCCGACUUGGGUUGCCCAGUUAUGAGUGGUGGCAGGAGGCUCUUCACGGCGUUGCCAGUUCACCUGGAGUAACGUUCGAAAAGUCUGGCAACUAUUCCUACGCCACCUCGUUUCCCCAGCCAAUUUUGAUGGGCGCGGCCUUCGAUGAUGAACUCAUUGAAUCAGUGGCAACAAUUGUCAGCACUGAAGCCCGCGCCUUCAACAAUGGCAACAAGACGGGUCUGGACUUCUGGACGCCAAACAUUAAUCCCUACAGAGACCCUAGGUGGGGCCGUGGCCAAGAAACCCCUGGGGAAGACACUUUCCAUAUCACAUCGUACGUGAAGGCCCUCAUCAAGGGGCUUCAGGGAAGUGAUCCCAACUAUUUGAAAGUCGUAGCAACAUGCAAACACUUCGCAGGCUACGAUAUCGAAAACUGGAACGGCAACGAGCGCUAUGAAUUCGACGCCAUAAUCAACCCGCAGGAUUUGGCAGAGUACUACAUGGAGCCAUUCAAAGCCUGUGCCCGCGAUGCUAAGGUGGCUUCCAUAAUGUGCUCCUAUAACGCGCUCAACGGCGUACCCACCUGCGCCAGCUCCUAUAUCCUCCAAGAUGUACUUCGGGACCACUGGAACUGGACCGACGACGGGUUCUACGUUGUCUCCGACUGUGACGCCAUCCAAAAUAUCUACAUGCCACACAAUUACUCACCGACCCGCGAGGGCGCGGUGGCCGACUCGCUCAUCGCAGGAACUGAUCUCAACUGCGGGACAUACUAUCAGCUCCACCUCCCCAGUGCCUAUUCCCAAGGCCUCUUCAACGAAUCCGUGCUCGACCAGUCCCUCAUCCGUCUCUACUCCGCCCAACUCCGCCUCGGGAUGUUCGACCCCGCCUCCUCAACUCCCUAUCGCUCCCUCACAUUCGCCGACGUCAACACGCCGCAGGCCCAAUCCCUCGCCCUAAAAGCAGCCGAAGAGGGUAUUGUCCUCCUCAAAAAUGACGGGACCCUGCCCCUGAAAUUCCCAACUGAUGACGAGAAACCCUUGACAAUCGGCCUCGUCGGCCCCUGGGCUAACGCCACCACCUCGAUGCAAGGCAACUACGCCGGCAUCGCCCCCUUCCUCCACUCACCCUACUACUCCUUCUCCCAACUACCCAACGUAAAAACUCUCUACGCCGGCGCCCCUGGCGACCCAAUUACGGACGGAUACCCGGCCGCUCUCGCCGUCGGGGCCGCGUCUGACGUCAUCAUCUACGUCGACGGAUCUAACAGCGGCGAGGAGGAAGACCGGACGCUCAUCCGGUGGUCGGGCGAGCGGGUUGACAUCAUGACGCAACUUGCUUCGUUGGGAAACCCGUUCAUCAUCUUACAAAUGGGUGACCAGCUCGAUGACGCGCCGUUUCUGGCGCACGAGAACGUGUCGGCAAUAUUAUGGGCCGGGUUUCCGGGCCAGGCGGGCGGAGACGCCAUCGCGAAUAUUGUGAUGGGCAAGACGGCGCCAGCAGGGAGAUUGCCAGUUACGCAGUAUCCGGCGGGGUAUGUGGAAGAGGUGGAUAUGACGGAUAUGGCACUGAGACCAGAUAAUGAGACUGGGAGGCUGGGGAGGACGUAUAAGUGGUUUGAGGGGGCGACGGUGGAGUUUGGUUUCGGGUUGCAGUAUACCGAUUUUAACCUCUCGUUUGCCGAGGAUGAGGGGGAGGAAGGAGAGUGCUGUGGUUGGGAUAUUGCGGAUUUGGUGCAGGGUUGUACGGCGGCGUAUCUCGACCAGUGCCCAUUCCGAACCGUGGAUGUUGCUGUCGAGAAUACGGGCAGCGUGGCCUCUGAUUUUGUGGCACUGGGGUUCAUCAGUGGCCAGUAUGGACCGACGCCGUAUCCGAUCAAGCAGCUUGUGGGAUAUCAGAGACUGUUUAAUGUCACGCCGGGAGCGACGGAGACGGCCAAAUUGAAUCUGACGCUUGCAAGUCUGGGGAGACACGACGAGCAAGGCAAUUUGGUCUUGUACCCCGGGAGUUAUAGCUUGUUGGUUGACGUGCCCACGCAGGCGACCUGGAACUUUACUUUGAGUGGGCAGCAAGUUGUGUUGGACGAGUGGCCUCAGGAUUCGGGAGCAAAUACUAAGUGA
Messenger RNA from Pseudomassariella vexata, 2313 nucleotides. RefSeq names its product beta-glucosidase. Gene Ontology annotation, molecular function: alpha-L-arabinofuranosidase activity; xylan 1,4-beta-xylosidase activity. NCBI's taxonomy places the organism in Eukaryota, Fungi, Ascomycota, Sordariomycetes, Amphisphaeriales, Pseudomassariaceae. The record is from RefSeq and is a predicted model, not a curated record. The transcript has 3 exons. Gene Ontology annotation, cellular component: plant-type cell wall. Gene Ontology annotation, biological process: arabinan catabolic process; xylan catabolic process. Bases 1 to 2313 code for a protein of 770 amino acids.